AUGGGAGAUUUAACUGAAAUCAAUCUUAUUCAGGUGCUUGAGCAAGCAAGUGACCCUAAGAACAUCGGGUCUGAAAUACAAAAGCUGGCUGAGGCUAAACUGAAAGAAUGGGAGGUUCAGGAAGGUUUCCAUUAUUAUUUGCAAUCAAUCUAUUUGAACAUGGACAAUUCUUUGCAAAUCAGAUGGAUAUCAAUUAUACAAUUUAAAAAUGGUAUCGAAAAAUACUGGAGAUCCACUAGAUCAAAUGCUAUUAAUAAAAAUGAAAAGUUGAAGAUCAGAGAAAGACUGUUUAAUUUAGUUAAUGAGAAAAAUAAUCAACUGUCGAUCCAAAAUGCACAAGCUACUGCCAAGAUUGCUAGAUUCGAUUUCCCUGGUCAUUGGCCAGAUUUGUUUGAAAAUUUAGAAAGACUAUUAGAUAUUAAUUCAUCAAAUGACACUAAUAUUUACAACACAUUAUUACAUAUCAACCAAAUUAUCAAAAUUCUAGGCGCAGCCAGGAUAGGUAGAUGCAGACCAGCUAUGCAAAGCAAAAUACCCUUGAUUCUAAAAUACGUUAUAAGGAUUUAUUUGGAUAAUUUCGUGUCUUGGACGGAUUCAUCAAUUAAUAUAAAUGAGAAAUUCCCAUUACAUAUCCAAAUUUCAUAUUUGGCAUUAAAGUGCACAAGAAGGAUGAUAAUAGAAGGUGUCGAUAAUCCUGCAAAAGAUGAAAUUGUAAUUGAUUUCAUGAGAUUAUCCAUUCAGCAUUUCGAUAUUUUAAUAACUAAUUAUAAUAACUUCCGAACAUUUGACAAUUACGAAAAAUUCAUAAGAUGUUACGGUAAACUAUAUUAUAGUAUGAUUACAAAUUCUCCUGCAACAUUUAUUUUGUUACCAUGUUCAACAGAUAUAUUGAUAGUGUAUACAAAAAUUAUCUUUGAGUAUGCUCCUAACGUCUAUAACGAAGUUGCAGAUACCACUGGUGACUUUUGGGAACAAACUGUCAUUAGAGGUCUAUUAGUUUUUAAAAGAGUAAUCAAUUUUAUUUUUAAGAAGGGAGCAAUUACUUUGAAAGCAAGGAGUGAUAAAGCUAGUAUCGACAAAGCUAUUGAAAAACUUAAUGCAGAAUUUUUAAAUGAAAAGUUAAUUACUGAUUUGGUUGACACAUUAAUGACAUGGUACUUAAAAUUAAGACCAUCAGAAUUGGAAAAUUGGUUUAUGGAUCAAGAAGAAUGGAUAAACGAGCAGAUGUCCACAAGCUAUGAAUAUCAAAUCAGACCAUGUGCUGAAAAUUUCUUUCAAGAUUUAAUUAAUUCAUUCUCAGAAUUUUUAGUUCCUUAUUUAUUAAAUAAAAUUGAGAAAGAUGCAUCUAGUUUGUCCAAUUCAUUAGAAGAUUUCUUGAUGAAAGAUGCAAUCUAUGCAGCCUUCCAAUUGAGUGCUAAUGCCAUUUGCGAUAUGGUGGAUUUUGAUUCUCUAUUGGUAAAAAUAUUCUUACCUGAAGCAUCAGAUACCACUAACAACUCUACUGAUCAAUUGAAGAUAAUAAGAAGAAGAGUUGCAGUAAUAAUUAACGAAUGGUCUGUUGUUAAGUGUUCUGAAGAAUCAAAGAAAAUUUGUUAUGGAUUUUUCGAGAACAUCUUAAUGAAUGAAUCAGAUAAAGUAGUUUUACUAACAGUCGUGCAAUCUAUUAGAACGAUGGUGGAUGACUGGAAUUUUAAUAAAGAUAAUUUUGAACCUUUCUUAAAAGAUAUCGUUACGAUUUUAUUAAGGAAAAUAUUACCUUCUGUUUCACUGACCGAAACUAGAUUAUAUGUUCUUAAUACUUUGAGUGAUAUUAUUAUUCAAACGAAACCUUUGAUAAGCAAAGAUUUAUUAAUUGAAAUAUUACAAAUUAUACCGGAGUUGUGGGAAAUUUCAACUAAUAACCCUUCGGAAGGAAUAUUAUCAGGGGCUUUAAUUAGAUUACUAAGAAACCUGGUUCAAUCUUUAGGUCCACAAUCUUAUUUGACUUGGGAUAUUGCUAUUCCUGUUGUGAACAUAGUGUGUGAUCCAACAUCUCAACAUCAUCAUUUAUUAAGUGAAGAUGGUUUUGAAUUAUGGGGAAUACUACUUCAAAACUAUUCCAGCAAUGAAACAAAAUUUGAUGAUAGAUUUGUUGACUUUUUACCAUUUUUAGAAUCUUCUAUUGAAAAACAUUCAGAAAUAUUACCAACAUUGUUAGAAAUUGUCAAAAGUUACACUUUAAUAUUAUCACCACAACUUUUUUUUGCAUCUGAUUCAUUCAGUAAGAUUUUCAGUUACUUAUCCAAUUAUUUAUUAAAAUUGAGAGACGAUUCAUUUUAUUUAAUACUUGAGAUUUGGGAAAUUUUAAUACUAUCUAAUGAGGCAGAUUAUGAGAAUAUUCUUCUUCAAAAAUUUUACGAUAUGGGAAUUUUGAACUCUUUAUUCAAUAGUAUUUUUAAACAAGAAGCAUUAUCAAAUCAUCAAUGUGGGCAAUUGUUACAGAUUAUUGCAAGGAUUGCGUAUGUUAACCCUACUGCUUUAAUGAAAUUUAUUGAAAUGUACCACCAAGCAUUGCCAACAACAACAUCUAACGCUCAACUAGAUAUUGAACAUAAAAAAGUUGUUUAUUCCGACAUGCCAUUUGACAGAUUAUUUAGCAAAUUAAUAUCCAGUUGGGAAUAUUGUUUUAAAGAUAUAUUUGAUCCUAAACUAAAGAAAAUCCAUGUUCUUGGUAUUUCAAGUCUAUUAAGAACUGGAUUAGUUGUAGUAUUAUCAGAAAUAAUCACCAUUAUGCAAAUCUGGGUCGAUUUAUUAGAAGAAAUCAAUGAAACCCAAAGUGGUGAUUGUGAGAAAUACCAUCUGAACGAUAUUGUUACCGAACAAACCGUGGAAUUUUACCAAUUGACGCCUGAACAAUUAAGAAAUCAUGAGCUUUUGAAAAACAAUGAUCCAGUUCAUAAUAUCAGUUUGAGAGAGUUCAUUAAACAGACUUUGGAGUUUCUAGAGUCACACUUGGGGCCUCCUGCCUAUCAAGAAUUUUUCAACAACAUUAAUCAAAGUUUAAGGGAAAGUUUAUUACUUUUCCUUUCAAUCCAACAACCUAAAAUAAGUAACUAA
Tetrapisispora phaffii CBS 4417 is the source of this 3096-nucleotide messenger RNA. It is a transcript of the gene KAP120, whose product is annotated as karyopherin KAP120. The record is from RefSeq and is a predicted model, not a curated record. The coding region runs from base 1 to 3096 and encodes 1031 amino acids. Gene Ontology annotation, molecular function: small GTPase binding. Gene Ontology annotation, cellular component: nuclear envelope; cytosol. The transcript has a single exon. Lineage: Eukaryota; Fungi; Ascomycota; Saccharomycetes; Saccharomycetales; Saccharomycetaceae. Gene Ontology annotation, biological process: protein import into nucleus.